Molecule: messenger RNA, 339 nt
Organism: Exophiala spinifera
Lineage: Eukaryota; Fungi; Ascomycota; Eurotiomycetes; Chaetothyriales; Herpotrichiellaceae
Exons: 3
Coding region: 1-339 (112 amino acids)
Source: RefSeq, a predicted model, not a curated record
AUGGCAUCUCGUCUCCUCGUCCCGCGAUUCUCCUCCGCUUCGAGAUCGAUCAGAGCUUCUGCCAUUCCGUCCAGAUCCUUCCAGACAUCGAGCAGACGGCUGCAAGAGAUUGCCGCAACCCCUGUAAAGAAGCCCGUGGGAGCUUUCAGAGGAGGACUCUUUGGAUUCCUGCUUGGGUCUACACUUGCUGGCGCUUCGGUAUACUACUACAUUCUCGAAGAGUACAAGGUCUCCAACGAGCUGUUGACGGAAGAUAUCUAUGCUCUCCAAGCAGCAGUGCAACGGAUCCACUCCUACGUGACGGAGCUCGACAACAAGAUGGCGCAGAUGAAGAAAUGA